Candidula unifasciata is the source of this 437-nucleotide messenger RNA. The record is from the annotation of a GenBank genome assembly. NCBI's taxonomy places the organism in Eukaryota, Metazoa, Mollusca, Gastropoda, Stylommatophora, Geomitridae.
CAAUCCCACCACGUUGCAAUUUGGUGUGUCGAGAUGGCAAAACGCUGAAUUUGACUUUGUGCAAGUGUUUCUCAAAGCCCUCAUGUACUCGCCGAAACUGCGGAGUUAGUUCCCCUCGAUGUUUGACGUACAAGAGAGAUGAACAUGGCUGCAAAACAUGUCAGUGUCUGACUCGGUGUCCAUUGCGCAACUGCCCUUCCGACUGCUCAAAUGGAAAGGUCGAGUACUUUGAUGACCAGCUUGGUUGCAGAUCAUGUCGCUGCAGUAAUCCAAGUUCAUGUGUCCCAUUGUCUGCAGACUGCACUGUGAAAAAGGAUACAUCCAGGAUGAAAAUGGAUGCGACAUUUGCGAAUGCAAGCUAUAAGGGGGACUUUUGUAAUAUAGCUUGCUUCUUCUUCUUCUUCUUCUUCUUCUUCUUCUUCUUCUCUAACCCCUAA